UUGUCUAUGCAAUUAGUUGUUACACACAGGAAAAAAAAAAUCUUAUAGAAAAAUACCAUGUCAUCAAGUUAUUUCCCAUGACUGUGGAAUAAAGGCAACUUGCAUGCCCUUUGAAUAUAGAGGUUACCUGCCCAACUUAAAGAAUCCUACCCAAAAAAUCUGUAAAGUUAAAUCUCACUAGAUGGUUGUGUUCACUGAAACACAUUGCAAAUCUAGACCGUUUGAUCUUGACCGAACAAUCUUUAGUUUAAAAUUUUGUAAACUUGUUUUAGAUCAGUUUCGCAAAGUUGGAAUAUGAAUUCGUUCAACAGAGACCAUGUGACUGCAUGAAUAUGAGAUUAUCUCGACUGCUACUGAUUAUUUGGUCUAGUUACUAGUCAAAUACUAAGGAUUUUUAUGGAGGCCCCCAAAUCCUGGUCAAGCAUAACAUAACCACCCAUUUAUAAGUCACGCCAAAAGAAAAAGCAAGACACAAAAAACAGACCUUGUAACUACAUAUAUAAUAGCAUCUUCCUCUUGAUUUUUUUCAUCUCAUCAAUUUUCAUUCGUCCUUACCCUUUUCUUCUCUUACUCAUCUUUGAAAACUUAUUGUCAGUAGAAUACUAGCUAACUAUCAAGCAAGGCCAUGGCAACAUGUGGGAGCCUGCAACACAUCUUUGAUAACGUAUUGCCAGAAAACCCAACACUGCUUGAAUCCCUCUCAUGGAAAAUUAAACCUGUAAGAUCCAUAAAGGAGUCCUCUUCCUGUACUGAGAUAUUUGGUGAACUCCAUUUCAAGGAAUCAUCACCACCCUCAUCAUUAUCAACAGAGAUAAACCACACAAAGCUCAACCAGAACAAAGACUUUGAGUCUUCUGAUACUAGUAGUCAAACUCCAUCCUCAGCUUCCUUUUCAAGCACCCUAAUAACAACAACUCAUACCAACAGGCACAAAACUAGUGACAGCUUUUCCUGGUUGAAUUCGGAAAGUUUGCAUCUUUGCACAGAGGGUCUUGGUUUCGAGAGUUCAGACGAUGUUGAAGACUUAAAGAGUGGAAUGAACGAAUAUUGGCAAACGGAUCAAAACGAGAAAGACAGUGUAAUAAAACAACAUUUAUCUUCAAGAGAUCAUUCUUAUGGAGAAUGUAGGAGGUCAAGGGUUAUUAAUCAGUAUCCUCCUCCCAUUUCAUGCAUUGGGAGGACAGGGAAGCCUUGGGUGUAUUUCAUGUCUUAUAGGAGUGAUGGUAGACUUGUCAUCAAAGAGAUAAAGAUACCUACACAAGAGUUCCUUCAUGCUUAUAGAGAGGAUGGAAGGCUCAAGCUGCAGUUUGCUCACCGUGAUGAUGAGUUUCCAGAAGAGGAAGAGGAUGUUACGGGAAGUAUAGAUGGUGAAGGAGAAGACAUGAGAAAAGAAGAUCAUGGUGGUGUAACACAUCAUUCAAAUGAAGAAAAAGAGAUUGAUUGAUGGUCAAGUUACUUUUUAUUCAAUUAAGGAAAAACAGAAAGAUUGAAUAACCAAGUUACUAGCUACAAAAAUAACACUAAAAAACUUGAUAAGCACUCUUUUAUAUAUGUUGGCUUUAAUUUUGCUCAUCUCUAUUUUACAGAUCAUAAGUUUUUUUGUUUUGUGCCUUCUAAUAUUUGUCCCCUAAAGAGAAAAUUAGAAUGUUUUAUAAGAUGCACAAUGUUGUUCAUCAGAACACUUAUAUCCCUUGCAAACGUGUAUUGUUGAAGGCCUAUGAUUCUGUUUCAUUUCAUUUUUGAGAGAGGAGUAUGUGAACUUAUUUUUUUGUU
Cicer arietinum (chickpea) is the source of this 1773-nucleotide messenger RNA. RefSeq lists its product as uncharacterized. The record is from RefSeq and is a predicted model, not a curated record. Lineage: Eukaryota; Viridiplantae; Streptophyta; Magnoliopsida; Fabales; Fabaceae.